AUGGCUACCCAGCGGGCAUACAGGGCAGAGACACCCGCACACCCCGACCACCUGUGGAUCUGGGAGAAGCACGUGUACUUGGAUGAAUUUCGCCGAAGCUGGCUGCCCAUAGUCAUCAAGAGUAGCGGAAAAUUCCAGGUGAUCUUGCGCCAGGAAGAUGUCGCCUUGGGGGAAGCUAUGACCCCCAGUCAGCUGAAGCCGUACGAGCUGCCUUUGAUGUGGCAAUUGUACCCCAAGAAUAGGUACCGAAGCUGUGACUCCAUGUACUGGCAGAUCCUGUACCACAUCAAGUUCAGAGACGUGGAGGACAUGUUACUUGAACUGGUAGACCCUGAUGAUGAAUGA
This is a messenger RNA of Mus pahari (shrew mouse), 345 nucleotides long. Its product is annotated as T-cell leukemia/lymphoma protein 1A-like. NCBI's taxonomy places the organism in Eukaryota, Metazoa, Chordata, Mammalia, Rodentia, Muridae. Gene Ontology annotation, biological process: positive regulation of peptidyl-serine phosphorylation. Gene Ontology annotation, molecular function: protein serine/threonine kinase activator activity. The transcript is spliced from 3 exons. The record is from RefSeq and is a predicted model, not a curated record. The coding region runs from base 1 to 345 and encodes 114 amino acids.